This is a messenger RNA of Ailuropoda melanoleuca (giant panda), 3223 nucleotides long. RefSeq names its product histamine receptor H4 (gene HRH4). The record is from RefSeq and is a predicted model, not a curated record. Gene Ontology annotation, cellular component: plasma membrane; synapse; dendrite. The transcript is spliced from 3 exons. The coding region runs from base 118 to 1314 and encodes 398 amino acids. Gene Ontology annotation, biological process: positive regulation of cytosolic calcium ion concentration; adenylate cyclase-inhibiting G protein-coupled acetylcholine receptor signaling pathway; G protein-coupled receptor signaling pathway, coupled to cyclic nucleotide second messenger. NCBI's taxonomy places the organism in Eukaryota, Metazoa, Chordata, Mammalia, Carnivora, Ursidae. Gene Ontology annotation, molecular function: G protein-coupled serotonin receptor activity; G protein-coupled acetylcholine receptor activity; histamine receptor activity.
AAAAUAUUGUUAUGAGUAGGAGACUAUAUAUACUAGGUAUCUGACUGGAAAACGUACUUGUCAGAAUAGUUUUGCUGGAUUAAUUUGCUCUAUUGAGCUUUUUCAACAUUUGAUGUGAUGUCAGCUAUGAACAGCACGGACACAACGACUUUGCCACUAAGCACUCGUGUUACUCUAGCAUUUUUAAUGGGUUUACUAGCUUUUGCUAUAAUGCUAGGAAAUGCUGUGGUUAUUCUAGCUUUUGUGGUGGACAAAAAGCUUAGGCAUCGAAGUAAUUACUUUUUUCUUAACCUGGCCAUUGCUGACUUCUUUGUUGGUAUGAUCUCCAUUCCUUUGUACAUCCCUCACACGCUGUUUGAUUGGGACUUUGGAAAUGGGCUCUGUGCAUUUUGGCUCAUUGUUGACUAUCUUUUGUGUACAGCGUCUGUUUAUAACAUUGUUCUCAUCAGCUAUGAUCGAUACCAGUCAGUCUCAAAUGCUGUAUCUUACAGAGCUCAACACAUUGGGAUCUUGAAGAUCGUGGCUCUGAUGGUGGCUGUCUGGGUGCUGGCCUUCUUAGUGCAUGGGCCAAUAAUUCUGAUUUCAGAGUCUUGGAAGAAUUCCAGUUUGAGAGUCUUGGAGGAGAAAGGUUGCGAACCUGGAUUUUUUACCAUAUGGUACAUCCUCGCCAUCUCGUCAUUCUUUGAAUUCCUGGUCCCAGUCUUCGCAGUGGCCUAUUUCAACAUAUACAUUUACUGGAGCCUGUGGAAGCGUGGCAAUCUCAGUCGGUGGCAAAGCCAGCCCACACUCACUUCUCCUGUCUCUCCCAGUAACUGUGGGUCCUCACUCAGGGGUGGACUGUUUUCAAGAACAUCUCUUCCUGAGCUGAAGGAAACUGCACCAUCUACUCCUUUGAAAAGGCAUGAAAGAAAGAGCAGUCUCUUGUUUUCUUUAAGAGCCCAGAUGAAUAGCAGUAUAAUUGCUUCCAAAAUGUCUUCCCUCGCCCAUUCUGAUUCCCUAUGUCUUCACCAAAAGGAACAUAUUGAACUGCUCAGAGCCAGGAAAUUAGCCAAGUCACUGGCCAUUCUCUUAGGUGUUUUUGCCUUUUGCUGGGCUCCCUAUUCGCUGUUCACAAUCAUUCGUUCAAUUUACCCCCUAGAUCAGCAUCCUCAAAUAGUUGGGUACGAAAUCACAUUUUGGCUUCAAUGGCUCAAUUCCUUUGUCAAUCCUUUUCUGUAUCCGUUGUGCCACAGGCAUUUCCAGAAGGCUUUCUUGAAAAUAUUUAGUAUGAAAAAGCAACCCAUAUCAUCACAAAAUCGGUCAGUGUCCACUUAAAGAUAAUUUUAUCCUUUACAAAAAUUUUAGUCUUAAUCUCAUCUACGUGAAUUUGACCUGACUUUCAUUUUGCCCUUUCCACUCUACCAGGAAAGUCCAUAAAAUUCUAACAUGUGAGAACUAAAAAAACGAAACAAAACACUGGAGCCUGGAAGUCAAGGGAAAAAUUAUCCCAGUGAAUAAUAAUAGUACAAUUAGAAAUAGAUGACAAUGUUUUCGUUAACUCAUAGCCACAAAUGCACUGUACUUUUCUUACUCAUUGCCUCGUCCUUGUCUUUUAGAUCAUGAUAUAGCAUUGAUGGUGAAAGUUGAGAGUUCUUGUUUUCUAUGUUCAGUCUUUGCUAUAGCCUUAAGUGAAUUUCCCUUUUUAUUUUAUAGUGAUGAAAAAUUGUCAAGUUUUAAAGCCAUUUUUCCUAAAGUAUACAAUAGAAAAGGAGGCUAUAUUGCCGUCUUUGCUGGAUGUGGACAACUCUGUUAUGAUCAGUGGGCAAGGCGUGUUGGGGUUUCAGUUGUCAGAAGCAGGGAGCGACGAGGGUGUGCCCAGAUGGAAAAGUGGAAGGCAUGUGUACUUCCGGACUCUAUGUUCCUGAUCCCAGGGAAGAAGGGAGUGUGGGGAGGGAAGAGCAGGUAACUGCAGCUCUUAAAAGUCCUCAGUGCUGUUAUCUGGAAGGCUCGGCAAUCACAGGAUGAGAGAGUAAGGGACAGACAAGAUCACCAUUCAGUUGAAAGGGUGGCUUUCCCUUUUUCCUUCCUGCUCUCUUCUUCCAACUUUUAUGUGGUCUAAAACCUCUGUGAGAAAAUACGGAAGAAAGAGAAAGGCUAAGAGACAGCAGAAGGAAAAAAAAAAAAAAAAGAGACAGCAGAAGGACUAUGGGAUUAAACCUGAUGUACCUGGUAUAACAUUCACAGAACUAGUGGAUGUCAAUAAUUAUUAAUAUACUUCUGUUUUUAUUUGAUGCCUUUAACUUGUGUGCCGCACUCAGAAUAAUUCCUUUAUAUGCAGUUAGUGUAGGUUGUAUCUUGCUGAUGAGUCACAUUUUCUUAGACUGGUGACAUUAUGUUCUUUUUGUCAUUAUCAAUUUUUCUUCUUCCUCGUCAUCCUCUUCUUCUCCCCCUCCUCCUUCUUCUCGUGUUCUUUGCCUGUCUUUGUCAUAACAUUUCAUUUUGAUUUUGGUUAAUUUCAUCUUUCUAUAAGGUUUUAUUAAUGUUUCUUUGUCACUCCUCAGAGUUCCUAUAGUUUAGUCAUUUUCAUAUUUCUUAGACCUUUGAAAUCUUGGUUAAAUUCAAACACUAAAAUAUGAAAAUCCUUUAAGUACAUAAGUGAUUAGACAUGCCCCUAAUUUUUACAUAUACACAUGCUUUGCAUUAAGUCCAAAAUAGGAGAUACAUGUUUAACAUUCAAUAGUGAUCUUGAAAACUCGAGAAAUAAACCCUCAUAAAUAUGCAAGUUUUUAUAAAGUUGCUUGUCAGUUAUUGUUUUUGACAUUUAUAAAUUAGUAGUUGUGGAUUUCAUAGGAUCACUGGGGGAUCGAAUGUUCAUUGAAUGGUGUGGCUCCAUGAAAACUUUUUCUGAUUGAACCCUAGUGGAAACAUGCCUAAAUAUUCAUAUGUAUUUUCUAAAAUAUAGAAAAUAUAAUAUCUAUUGUAUUUCAUUCAAAGAUGUCAUCCGUGUAAAACAUACUGUUACUAUAUUUGUUGCUAUAAAAGAAAAUGCUGCAAAUUGUCUAUGAAACAAUACUUGAAAAAAAUCGCAUUGCUAUAAGUCCCAUCCUGAUUCCAGAGUUGUUGAAAGGUGAACAAAAUGUGUCUUGGAAGUGAUAACGUGUGAUACAUUUAUGAUGAAUGAACAGAACAAGGCAAAUCCACUGUGAAAUGAGAGUUUGAGUAAAUAAAUACUUUUGAUGGAACA